Molecule: messenger RNA, 3560 nt
Organism: Clupea harengus (Atlantic herring)
Lineage: Eukaryota; Metazoa; Chordata; Actinopteri; Clupeiformes; Clupeidae
Product: E3 ubiquitin-protein ligase pellino homolog 2-like
Exons: 7
Coding region: 245-1591 (448 amino acids)
Biological process (GO): regulation of Toll signaling pathway; protein polyubiquitination
Molecular function (GO): ubiquitin protein ligase activity; protein binding
Source: RefSeq, a predicted model, not a curated record
UCCACUUGAAAUUGAUUCGGUGCGGGUUUGACUCACUGGCCUUUAUCUUUGGGGAGUUUUUUUUUUUCCACAGCAAUUUGUAAAGGAAAUGCGCCCUCCGAAAAUCUACCUCUAAGUGUCGGAAUGAAUAAUGCCCUCGUCGCCAACGCAUCGUUUUAACCCUUUAUAUCCUAUCCGCGCUUAAACUUAUCGUUUGGAAAAGAAUUGUUCUGGGAAGCGCAUAACAUCUGCCUUCGCGAGUCUGAUGUUGUCACCGAAUCAAGACGAACAUGCCCACUCUAAAGAUCCGGUGAAAUACGGAGAAUUGGUGAUUCUUGGGUAUAAUGGCUCACUGCCGGGGGGUGACCGAGGCCGCAAGAAGAGCCGCUUCGCUCUCUACAGGAGGGCCAAAGCCAACGGAGUCAGGCCCAGCACUGUGCACAUCCUCACCAACCCACAGGACAGCAAGGCGAUCAACACUCAUGGCCGCCAAAGCAGCCCCUUAACACUGUCCCCAAACCAGGCGGUCAACAGCAAGGGCCACCACAGCAUUUCCUUCACGCUGUCUCGGAACCAGACGGUGGUGGUGGAGUACUGCCAUGAUCCGGACACCGACAUGUUCCAGAUCGGUCGCUCCACUGAAAGCCCCAUUGACUUUGUGGUGACGGACACCACGGGGGGCUCCAAGGAGACGGAGGACUCGUCCGUGUCCCCCAGCACCAUCUCCCGCUUCGCCUGUCGCGUGGUGUGCCAACGCCACCCCCCCUACACCGCCCGCAUCUACGCCGCCGGCUUCGACUCCUCCAAGAACAUCUUCCUCGGGGAGAAAGCCACCAAGUGGAAGAACCCCGACGGUCACAUGGACGGGCUGACGACCAAUGGCGUGCUGGUGAUGCACCCCGAGGGUUUCCCUGACGACUCCAAGCAGGGGGCGUGGCGCGAGAUCUCGGUGUGCGGAGACGUGUACUCACUGAGGGAGACCCGCUCUGGACCCGUGCGAGGACAGCUGGCUUCGGGGGAGAGCAGCGCCCUGCAGGACGGCUCCCUGGUGGACCUGUGUGGCGCCACCCUGCUGUGGCGCACGGCCGAGGGGCUGCUGCGGGCGCCCACCCUGCGCCACCUGGACGCGCUGCGGCUGGAGCUGAACGCCGGCCGCCCGCAGUGCCCCGUGGGCCUCAACACGCUGGCCUUUCCCAGCCUGCCUCGCAGCCACAGCCUGGAGGAGCGCCAGCCCUGGGUCUACCUGGCCUGCAACCACGUGCACGGCCACCACGACUGGGGCCAGCGGCCCGAGCGCCACCGCGAGGAAGGGGGCGGCGAGGAGGGCGGUGGCGUGGGGGGGAACCGCGAGUGCCCGCUGUGCCGGUCGGUGGGGCCGUACGUGCCGCUGUGGCUGGGGAGCGAGCCGGCGCUGUACGUGGACGCCGGCGCCCCCACGCACACCUUCACCCCCUGCGGGCACGUCUGCUCGGAGCGCACGGCGCGCUACUGGGCCGAGACGCCGCUGCCCCACGGCACCCACGCCUUCCGACCCACCUGCCCCUUCUGCUCCACGCCACUCUCGCCCACCCCCGGAUUCUCCCGCCUGAUCUUCCAGGGCCCCGUCGACUGACCCCCCCACACCUCCCACUCCACCCUGACCCCCCCCCUCAACCUGACAGCAGCCGCCUGCGGAGAAGGACUGGCUGAGCUGCCGCCCCCCCCACAGUGAUGUCCCUGAGCCGGCCAGAGGUGUACACACACACACACACACACACACACACACACACACACUCACUGUCAGGCUCUCAGUGUGGGGUCAGCUCGAGCUGUUAGAUUGGUUUGUUUCGUUGAUGUUUUGUUGAAAGCUGUUUUACCGGACUUGUGCGCACCAAGGGACCGUAGCCGAGUCCUCCAGAAAACAGAGCUCCAGUGAGGUCUGUAUUUGGCAUUAAAGCUGUCCGAUAUUAAACCACAGAGCUCCAGUGAGGUCUGUAUUUGGCAUUAAAGCUAUCCGAUAUUAAACCACAGAGCUCCAGUGGGGUCUGUAUUUGGCAUUAAAGCUAUCCGAUAUUAAACCACAGAGCUCCAGUGGGGUCUGUAUUUGGCAUUAAAGCUAUCCGAUAUUAAACCACAGAGCUCCAGUGGGGUCUGUAUUUGGCAUUAAAGCUAUCCGAUAUUAAACCACAGAGCUCCAGUGAGGUCUGUAUUUGGCAUUAAAGCUAUCCGAUAUUAAACCACAGAGCUCCAGUGGGGUCUGUAUUUGGCAUUAAAGCUAUCCGAUAUUAAACCACAGAGCUCCAGUGAGGUCUGUAUUUGGCAUUACAGUUUUCCGAUCUAAAACCAGAAAGUAAACGCAAUUUAUGACCGCUGGUGGAUCCAAAUGAUCCCAAGAUGAAUAACUCACUGUUAAAGUAGUAUUAACUAACAUGCAAUGCUCUUGAAAAUACUAACACUAGACCCCUGCGUGACCAUUGGCGAUGCCUGGAUGCUCUACAAGCCAAGUUCUCACGGGUUCAGACCAACGAAACAGACCAAAUCUGAAACACGCCUUAAGCAUGACCUCUGACCUCCUGGUUCAGUAACUGCUCGUAGAUGUCAGGCUCUUGGCUGGAUGCAUCCACCAGGGCUUUGCCUCCCAAAAGCUGGUCUGUGUUUCCACCAUGUUUGACUGACUGAGAGACAUCUUGGUUCUUCAUGCUGGUGGUGGGACCGCCAUGCUUUAGGGAAACACAGAAUCUUUCAAGGUUAAGGGUCAGCUGCUCAUAGUUACUUGUUCAAAACGCCUUUUACCCCUGAGCCUGCUGUGUGUGUGUGUGUGUGUGUGUGUGUGUGUGUGUGUGUGUGUGUGUGUGUGUGUGUACACCUCUGCAGUCCGGUUGCCUAUAACAGCCACCGGCGCUGGAGGUUCCGCCAGAGGGCCAAGCCCGUUUGGGCCCGUCAUCACUGACUUACCCCCAGUCACCCUGACCAGAACACACUCCCUUUGGCCCGUUUGGGCCCGUCAUCACUGACUUACCCCCCAGUCACCCCCUGACCGGAACACACUUCCACUCCAAGACAGUACUUUACUCAAGCAAUACACAGUCCGUCUAAGCUAGCUUCCUUCAACCAAGAGAUGCAACGCUGCAGUCCACUUUACUGUAAACGCCACAAUAUUGCCUCCGCCACUGGGAGCCCCAGCAGCCCCAGGGUCAAGGGGUCAGGGGUCAGGGUGUAGAUGUAGCCCUCGCCAGGUCGUAGCUGCGCCUGGGACGCAUCCGGGCCGCUUUCGGGCCCGACCCAGCCCGGGUCCGUUCCCCGGGUCAGCUGCCGUCCGGCUCCUCCUAUUUAGAGGUCUUGAUCUUUAUUUUUCACUUGUUUGUGUUUAGCAUUUGAAUGGAAUGUGUGGUUGUAGCAACAGUGUGUAGAACAGUGCGGAGAUGCUCAUAUUUUUCUAUACGUGACCGCAGGUCUCCCGCUGACGACCUGGUCGGCUCCUUUUUUAUACUCCAGUGUUUGACAUAUAGCAGUACAGUAUAUAUAUGAAUAUAUAUAUUGUGCGUAUGUGUGGAUGUAUGAUAUAUGAUAUGAUGUGACUACUAAAGACCUCUCAGCUCAAA